This is a messenger RNA of Enhydra lutris kenyoni (northern sea otter), 4113 nucleotides long. RefSeq names its product discoidin, CUB and LCCL domain containing 1. The record is from RefSeq and is a predicted model, not a curated record. Lineage: Eukaryota; Metazoa; Chordata; Mammalia; Carnivora; Mustelidae.
AUGAAUGAAUGGAGAGACUUGAACUGGAUUUUCAUUGUCACCAUCAUCAACCUAUCAGGCAAUAUUUCGCCUCCCACACUGCUGCUAUCACCGGUAUGCCCGCCCCUGUGGGGUUGGCAAAGCCCUGGUGGAGAGCACCCCCACCUCGCGCUCAGGAGCUCGGGGGAGGACCCGGACACAGCGGGGCUCGGGGUAGGUCUCAAGGCCAGGUGUCCUCCUGGCUCCCAGGUUCACAUGCAUUGGGGGAGGAGCGGCGGAAGAAAAAAGAGAGACUGAAACAGGGAACGCCCCGUACCUAGAGGGGACCGCGGGCGGCGCCUAGUGCGCCUCCGGCCUCAAGGCCAGCAGCCGCCGGGGACCUCGACUUCCUCCUUUCGGGGCCGGCGCGCGGGCUGGGCGGGGCGGGGCGGGCGACGCCUCCGUCGGGCUGGGCUCCCGGCCGCCCCAAUGGGAUUCGGUGCGGGGCCGCGGCUGCGCCCAGUCCCGGCGGCGCGCUCGGCCGCGGAGGAGGCUGCCCGGCCGGGGCAGCGGAGGCGCUGCGCUCCGCGAGGGGAGGCCGAGCGUGCCAAGCUGGCGCCGGGCGGGGCCAUGGUGGCCGGCUCCCGCGGCCUCCUGGCCCUCCUGUUUGUGGUCUCCGCCCCGCUCCGGCUGCAGGCGGGCGAGCUGGGUGAUGGCUGUGGGCACAUAGUGACCUAUCAGGACAGUGGCACCAUGACGUCUAAGAAUUACCCAGGGACUUACCCAAAUCACACGGUUUGUGAAAAGACCAUCAGAGUACCAAAAGGGAAGAAACUGAUCCUGAGGCUAGGAGAUUUGGAUAUUGAAUCCCAGACCUGUGCUUCUGAUUACCUUCUCUUCACCACCAAUUCUGAUCAGUAUGGACCAUAUUGUGGAAGUUUGCCUGUCCCCAAAGAACUCCUGUUGAACACGAAUGAAGUCACUGUUCGCUUUGAGAGUGGAUCCCACAUUUCGGGGCGGGGAUUUUUGCUGACCUAUGCCAGCAGUGACCAUCCAGAUUUGAUAACGUGCUUGGAACGCGCUAACCAUUACUUGAAGACAGAAUACAGCAAAUUCUGCCCAGCUGGUUGUCGAGACAUUGCAGGAGAUAUUUCUGGGAAUCUGGUGGAUGGAUACAGAGAUACCUCAUUACUGUGCAAAGCCGCCAUCCAUGCAGGAAUCAUUGCAGACGAGUUGGGCGGUCAGAUCAACGUGCUUCAGCGCAAAGGGCUAAGUCGAUAUGAAGGAAUCCUGGCCAACGGUGUGCUCUCAAAAGAUGGUUCCCUGUCUGACAAGCGAUUUCUCUUUACCUCCAAUGGUUGCAGCAGAUCAUUGAGUUUGGAACCUGAAACACAGAUCAGAGCUUCUUGGCAGUGGGUCAGUGAGAUGGGAGAAGAGGUUCACUGGUCUCCUGGCCAUGCCCAAGUUCAGGGCCAAGACCUGUCAUGGGCUUCAAGGGACAGUGGCAAGAACCGCAAACAGCGCGAGUGGCUAGAGACUGAUUUGGGAGAGAAAAAGAAAAUAACAGGAAUUAUGACCACAGGAUCCACACAGUCAAAUUUCAACUUUUACGUUAAGAGUUUCGUGAUGAAGUUCAAAAACAACAAUUCCAAGUGGAGGACCUAUAAAGGAAUUGCGAAUAAUAAAGAAAAGGUGUUUCAGGGCAACUCUAAUUUUCGGGAUCCAGUGAGGAAUAAUUUCAUCCCUCCCAUCGUGGCUAGAUACGUGCGGGUUGUCCCCCAGACGUGGCACCAGAGGAUAGCCUUGAAAGUGGAGCUCUUUGGCUGCCAGAUCACACAAGGUAAUGAUUCAUUGGUGUUGCACAAAGCAAGUCCAAACACUGUCAGUGCCACUGAAAGAGAAGAUGAGAUGAUCACAAAAUCCGUCCCCUCUCCAGAAGUACCCACAGGAAUAAACAUCACAGCUGUUACAAUUCUGCCGGUGCUCCUUGCCCUGCUGCUUGGAAUAGGAAUCUUUACAGCCUUUAGAAAGAAGAAGAAGAAAGGAAAUCCAUAUGGAUCAGCUAAGGCCCAGAAAACAGACUGUUGGAAGCAGAUCAAAUAUCCCUUUGCCAGACAUCAGUCCACUGAGUUCACCAUAAGCUAUGAUAAUGAAAAGGAAAUAACGCAAAAGUUAGAUCUCAUCACAAGUGAUAUGGCAGAUUAUCAGCCGCCGCUCCUGAUCGGCACAGGGACCGUGACCAGAAAGGGCUCCACCUUCCGCCCGAUGGACACCGAGGCAGACAAGGCCGCGCCGGGCGCCGAGGCCGGCAGCCACUACCACUGCCCCCUGUCGGCCGGCCGCCACGAGUACGCCCUGCCCUUGACCCACCCCGAGCCCGAGUACGCCACGCCCAUCGUGGAGCGGCCCGCCGUGCGGGGGCAUACCUUCUCCGCGCAGGGCGGCUACCACGUGCCGGGCCCGGGGCCGGCGCUGGCGCUCACGCCCUCGCCCUCCGCCGGCGGCGCGCCCUACCAGACGCCGCCGCGCCCCGCGCCCGCCGCCGAGCGCCCGGGCUACGAUCAGCCCACCGCCGGCGGCCCGGCGGCGGAGCGCGCCCUUCCGGACUACCAGGAGCCGCGGGCGAAGCCCGCCGCCAGCGCCGCCUACGCGGCCCCCAGAGACUGCCUCCAACCCCAGAGCCCCACGGCCAUGACCGCUCUCCUGUGAGCACACUGUGACAGCACCCUGCUGCGGUACAGAGCGGCGGGCUGUGUGCGGCCCUGGCAGACGGGAGAGGGGAUCAAGUGUGCGUGUGUGCGCGCGCGGGUGUGCCUGAGAUUUCAUAGGAUCCUGCGGUGGAGUCCUAGGGCCCACUUCCUACUGUUUACAAAGUAGUGCAUCUGGUUUUGUUCUGACCCUUCGGGCAAGAGCCUGUUGGGUUUUGUUGGGCUAGGAAAAUGACAAUUUUCAGAUGGCAUUUUCAUUUCUCUGUGACACUGAGCUGCUUUCGUAUAAAAUGUGCAAUCUGUACAGAGUUGUAUUUAACAUGAAUUAAAGUAACUUAAGUUCGCUCGAUCAGCUUUUCUGCACAGAGGCUAAGUGGGAGAAUGAAGCUGUUGCAGAAACGUGUGUAAUAGUAUGUUCGCCCGAAGUCUAUUUUAUCUGAUAGUGUGUUCGCAGCAGGUCUGUUUAAACUUAAUCUUGUUGUUAUUGUGGCUCAUUUCCUUUCCUUUGAUAACCAGAACUAAAAGCAUUGCUAACAUUCUUUUGGAAGGAAUGAAAUUACUUGAAGCAGGAGAAACACACCAGGGUGGUUGUUAGCAAUUAUGAUUGUAGAUUAAAACACAAUAGCACACAACCACCUCAGCAGCUGCCUGUACCUUGGACGCCACUUGGGUUAGGUUCCUGCGGGCCGCCGGCGGCUUCCCUGCCUGAGGGGCCUGGGUCUCCGAGGUACGGGCCUUCAUCCCACUUGACUUUCCUCCUCACCUCCGCCCACACAGGCGGUCUGGCUUUCACAUGCAAAUCCACCUUUCCAAACUGUCUGCAAAGCCAAGUGCGGAGACGCAGGGGCCACCAAAAACUGCUCUCCCAACAAACUGAAUGAAGGUGGCACAGUGAUGACAGCCGAAUUACUGUGACAGAUGCUUUUGUACCUCAGAUUAAAAAUAUUGCUGAGGUCAGACGCCCACAUUUUGCAUAACUUUCUUCAGAAAUAACACAUUGUCACUAUGAAACAAAGUUAUUUGAGGUGUGUUCUUGCAAAAGGGACAGCGGCCAAAUCCACAUCUAGCUUUUCUACUGAGAUGGUGGGGAACUGAACUGAUUUUGUUUCUUACAAAAUCAGCGUUCUCUCUGAUUCCAGAUUAGCCCAGACCUCAGCUGUACCUCGUGUUCAGUGCUUUUUAUCUGUUUGCAUUGAGUUCACUGUGCAGAAUUUGCCCUCUUUUGCCAAAGAGGUAAAUGUGUGUUUGUUUAACAAAAUAUGGACCCAAAAAAAAUCCUUUACCUAAAAAAUAUAUCAUGAUUCUAUUUGUAUAACUAUGACUUUGUGUGAAACUAUAAAUCUUAAAAUAGGGUGCUGGAAGUUCACAGCAGACUUUUUGGUUAUUUUAGGGUAUAAACUGUUUACUUUGUGGAGUUUACAUGGUUUUAUAUGCAUACUAAUUGUAA